Hemibagrus wyckioides is the source of this 1053-nucleotide messenger RNA. RefSeq names its product interleukin-17D-like. NCBI's taxonomy places the organism in Eukaryota, Metazoa, Chordata, Actinopteri, Siluriformes, Bagridae. The transcript has 5 exons. The record is from RefSeq and is a predicted model, not a curated record. Gene Ontology annotation, biological process: inflammatory response. Gene Ontology annotation, cellular component: extracellular region. Gene Ontology annotation, molecular function: cytokine activity. Bases 1 to 924 code for a protein of 307 amino acids.
AUGCUGUACAGACAGCUGGAUCCAAGACAUGAAAAAGGCACUCAAGUAGAGGCAUUAAACAGUGGACAGAGCAGCCAUGGUGCAAGUGCUAAAGGGGAAAGGCUAGAUGUCAAGCUGAGGUCACUUCCAGGAGCCCAUGAACCUUAUGAAGCAAGCAUCCCGGCGGACACUGAGAACUUGGCACUGAGGGACCUGGUGACACGACUGACAGAAAGUGACGGCAAUCUGGGAGUUUUCACGCACCGAUAUGAGAGUUUAGAAAACAGAAGCCUUACUUCAAUAAUUUGCCAAAUAAUGCGGAGUUUAAGCUGGACUGAGCGGAAGCAUGGCUGCAGGAGAAGUUCUGUAGAAGUGGUGCUGCUUGUCGUGGUGGUGGUGAGCUGCGCGGCACGGGGAGGAGGGAAAAGGAACCGGAGAGUGUGUGCAGAUCUUCCCGAGGAGAUCCUGGAGCAGAGGUUCAGUCGCCUCUCCAUCGGAGUGCUCAGCACUUUCCAUCACACACUCCAACUCACAGCAGAGCCUCAGAACCUGAGCUGCCCGUCAUCGGGUCUCCUGCGGAGCGUCAAGGGGUCCAGCAUGCUGGUGACUCUUUCACCAUGGGCGUACAGAUUGAGACGCGACCCAUCGCGCUAUCCCCGCUUUAUCCCUGAAGCCUAUUGCCUACGUAGGGGCUGUCUGACGGGGCCGAACGGUGAGGAGAGUGAAGACUACCGCAGUGUCCCGGUGUUUGUGCCCACCGCCGUGCUGCGCCGCUCAGGCUCGUGUGUCGGGGGACGCCGCUCCUACACUGAGAGCUAUGAGUCCAUACAGGUGGGCUGCACGUGCAUACCUGCACUCAAGCAGCAGGAGAGCAUACAGAGGAGCAACCAGAGCACAAGGAGAGAUGUGCAAAACUCCAACAGGCGAAAAAAAGUUACAAACUGAACCACAGGGGUGCUGUUUAAUCAAAAAGCACAUGCUCAGCCUUUGUGUGUGUGUGUGUGUUAUUGUGGAGACUGGUUAUCAUUAUAAAGCUGCUGAAAGAAUUACACAAUCAGAUCUGACUGCACUGGA